AUGAACCCCUCUGGGUCUCAGUCACAAUCUGGCCCAUCCGGCUCUUCUCUGCAAUCGAGCACGAUCCAAAUCUCAAUAGACGACCUACUCAAUCAGAUAGUGUCGAGUGACAAUCCUAGGGCCCUUGUCCAGAUCUUGAGAAAGGACGCGAAAGACUCGCUCCUCGUCCGUACUCUAGCAGAUGGGCAGGAUCCAUUGUCUUUGUUAGACGUGGAACGCCACACGCUCGGGUUCCUCUACAUCCUAACUGCGCGACUGCAGUCGAACGACCACGUAGCGCGAGCAUUCGAUUUCGUUCAGCCAUUCUGCGAUCGAUUUGAUCCAUUUCAGGCACGCCUUGCGCCUGAACGAGUGACACAGCUGGGCAAGGAGAUUGUGCGAGCGACGAAAGAGAAUCCAAAAGCUGCUCUCGGACCUCUCUACAAGCUAGUAACCAGGUAUCCUCCAUCUCUGUCACAUCUAACGACGUUACAUCCCCUAUUCCUGACGACAUGUGUCGCCACACGUCACUACACUGCUGCACUACCACUCCUAUUAGUGCCGAUUACAUUGAUAGACAUGGGGAUUUCCAACCUGCACUACAAUGACAACCUCAUUUACCACUACGCAGGCGGAGUCGCGCUUGCCGCGUUGAAGCGAUGGCGUGAGGCAGAAGAGUUUUUCGAGAUUUGCGCGAGUUCUCCAGCGCAGAUCCCCGCGGCGAUUCAGAUGGAGGCAUCGAAGAAACUCGUACUCGUACAGCUGAUCUUGUACGGAAAGACGGUUCCCCCACCGAAGUACACGAAUCCAGUUCUUCAGCGCACGCUCAAAAAUUCACCAUACGGUGCAUUUAUCAAGGCAUAUCCCCUCAAGAGGUCAAUACUGCAGGCCAUUACUGCGAAGGAGACCGAGAUCUUCAGCAAUGAGAAGAACCUGGGUCUUGUUCACCAGGCGAUUGAGCGUGCACCCCGCUGGCUGAUCAAGAAGCUCACAUCCACUUAUCUUACGCUGGGUCUUGCAGACAUUGCAAAAGAAGUCGGUAUAGACAGCGAGGACGAGCUUCGCGCCAUUUUAAUCAGCAUGAUAGAGUCGGAUGAGAUUGGCGCGAGUAUAUCCGCGGAUGGCACUGUGACAUUCUUCGACCCAGUCCCACAGGUUUCCAAAGAGGCUGUGGAUGAAAUGCUGAAGCAAGCUCAAGUUCAGGGCAAGAUGCUGCUUGACAUGGAGAGGUCUCUGAACGCAAACAAGGACUAUUUGACCAAGGCCAUCAAGCACAAAGACGAGGCAGGUUGGGGUCCCGAUGAAGAUAUGUUUGGGGGUGGUGGCCCAUCAGGAUGGGUAGAAGACUUUGCCUAA
Fibroporia radiculosa is the source of this 1335-nucleotide messenger RNA. RefSeq lists its product as uncharacterized. The transcript is spliced from 9 exons. NCBI's taxonomy places the organism in Eukaryota, Fungi, Basidiomycota, Agaricomycetes, Polyporales, Fibroporiaceae. The record is from RefSeq and is a predicted model, not a curated record. Gene Ontology annotation, biological process: ubiquitin-dependent protein catabolic process. The coding region runs from base 1 to 1335 and encodes 444 amino acids. Gene Ontology annotation, cellular component: COP9 signalosome.